AAAGGAGAUUCAGACUAAACAUCAGGAAGAACUUUCUGACAGUAAGAGCCAUUUGGCAGUGGAAAGGUCUCCCUCAGGAGGUGAUAGACUCUCCUUCCCUGGAGGUUUUUAAGCAGAGGUUGGAUGGCCAUCUGUCAUGGAUGCUUUAGCUGAGAUUCCUGCAUUGCAGGGAGUUGAACUAGAUAGCCCCCAGCUCUACAAUUCCAUGAUUCUAAGCUAGCUUAUGCAGAGUCCAACCAUUGGUGUCUACACUGAUUGGCAGCAGCUCUUUGCCCAACAUAGAGAAAUCUCCUUUACCAAAUCAGGCCAUUGGUCCAUUUAGGUCAGUACUGUCUCUAAGGUGACUGGUUGUGUUUCUCCAGAAUUUCAGACAAGGCUUCUUUCCCAGCCCUAUCUGAAGAUGCUAGGGACUGAACUUAGGACCCUCUGCAUUCAAAACAGAUGCUCUACUUCUGAGCGCUUUCUUGGGUUAUUGUUUAGGGGGUGCACCUGAGGGCUCCCGCUGCCAAGCAUCCCCCUAUAAUGGUUGCUGCACCCUGGUAGGACUGACCCUGCAGAGUGUGGAGGGCACAGUCAAUGGCGUUGCUGAUUUAGCUCAAACUUUGGUGAAGUUUGCUGAACUGAACUAUUUUAUUUGGGGGUGGGUAAUUUCGUCUUCCAUUUGAAAGCCCGGCUGGGGAAUUUCACCCUAUCAUUUCUUUUGAAGUCCAACCCUUAAUAUAGACACACCUUUUCCAGCCUCUAAUUUAGAAACCACAAAUGCUUCUUCUUUCCCUUUGACUUGUUUCCUCAUUGUAGAAACACCCAUCUUGUAGAUGACUUUCCUCCCCUAACCGGUCUGUCAUUGUGUCUACUUCUAUGAUGCAUCCCUGAUCUCACCUGGGUCUUUCAAGAGUUGCUGCUUGGGCUGGUGAGACAUACUUAGAAAUGCUGAGAAAGCUAGGGAGAGAGAAAAAGUAAUAAUAAUCAGGGAGUGCCUAAGCUCUCCUAACACAUAUAAAGCCAGGGGAAAUUGCCCUGUAACUCCACAUAGGUGAUGAGUUCCUUAGUGUCAAGCAAGAGUGAAGCAGGCUGAAAUCCACCCCAACAGAAUGUCCACAUCGGGUGUGAAGUGUGUCACCACACCAUGUGUCACGUCGUGCCCGGAUGCAAAAGUGGUGAUCCAUCCGCCACCAAUGGUCCUCACUCUACCAGGACUGAGCCUCACCACAGCCCCGAACCAAUGCCUGGUGGAAACCCAGACGUCGUGUCUCACCAAUGGCUCCGAGCUGUGUGGUGAUGGAUCUUCCACGGCACUUGUCACCAAAUCCUCUGGUCUGCGUGCUAUUUCCGGUGGAGACACCCCGUGUUGUACGACCACCUGCCCUGACUCGCAAUUGGUGAUACAGCCACCUCCUGUUUGCAUUACAAUCCCAGGUGCAGUCCUCACCAGCUACCCCAAUGAAUGCCUCAUCCAGACCUCAAACCCCUGUGUCCCUAGCAGUUCCCAGCCACAUGCCAUCACCCGCUCUACGUCAGUUUCUGACUGCUCCCUUACCCCACAGCGUAUGUCUCGUUCUACCUCUGUCCCAUGCGACCUCAAUAGCACACCGGCCUGUGUGACACAAGGCCCUGGUUCCAAAGUGGUGAUAUACCCACCACCGAUUGAGGUCACCAUCCCUGGCCCUAUUUUGGAAAUUGCUGCAGAGGAGUGCACGGUGGAGGUCUACAACCCGUGUGACAAUGCCGGUGCCAUCACCAGUGGUGAAGAGCGAUAUGCCAUCACCAGUGGCGAAGAAGGGGAAGUCAAAACCCUGACAGCACGUGCCUUGUCCUGCACUAAAGUGUGUGGGGUGUUGGGUGCUUCUUCUUCAUGCGUCUCCCAAGGACCAGAGAUGAAGAUUGUCAUCCAGCCCCCUCCAAUUGAAGUUGAGCUUCCUGGACCGAUUCUCCAAGUCUUCCCUGAAGCGUGCAAAGUGGAAACACUCACCCCAUGUGCUCCCGAGCCACAGGCACUGUGCAGCAGCAGUGAUCCAGCUACCUCAACAGCUCUUGCCACCAGGACCACCUCACUGCCCACCGUGAAACGUCCUCUGCCUGAUUUGAGAAGACCUGCCCGCCCUUGGGCUGAGAUGUACAGCCGGUCCAUAACUCCAAGGAGCAUUUUGGCCAAGACUUCCAGAUUUUCCAAAUACCACCAUGGCUUCAGCUCUUCAAGCUAUCAGUCAUCUUACUGAAUUCCUCCAUGCAUAUUCUACAAGAGAGACAGCUGGAAUAAAGAGGUGGCCUUCGUGGAUUGGCUGAUGAAGAAGAGCCUUCAUCCCAAAACACCUAUCAAAUAGAUGGACAAUAUUAAUUUCCCUUAAAUUCUUUGAAAGACAUAGCUAACAUGUGUUUUCUGUACUAUUGUGCCCAGUUAGGUCCCACAGGGAUCUAAGUGUACAUUGUUGAAAAGCCUGCAUUCCAUUGAUUGCAGUGUUUACAUGCCCUUAAUUGUAUCAUUUGUCUUUGGUUUUGUUUCUCUUAAAGGGGGCAUCACAAAUGAACAGAAGAAAUGGUGCCUUAGAGAGAGAUCAGGGUGUGUCUCUGAUUACUAGUUACUGGAAUCAAGAGUGAGGAGAGUUGAUGUUUCACUUAGGUCCUGCUUGAGGGUUUUGCAGAGGCAUCUACUUGGCCACUGUGACAACAGGAAACUGAACCAGGUGGGCCUUUGGCCUGAUCAGCAGAGCUAUUCUUAUGUGCAGCCCUGCUUUAAUUUCAUUUUUACUAUUGUAUUGUAAAUGGACCCAUAAUCUAAUGUGAAAUCAAGAGGCCGGGAUCAGGUAUCAUCACUAACUAUUGGUGAUGGGAGGUCCUCAACUAAUACUAUUACAUCAUUGCAAGGAUUUCUGCUUGUGCAAUGAGACUUGCCUUCCUCUGUUCUGCUCCCCAUGUUUUCCCUAAACCUUCUCCAGAGGAUUUGCAGAAGAACCCAUUGGUCAGAUUUAGGGGAGGAAAGGGGCAGAACAUUCAAUUGCACAAGCGGAAAUCAUUGUGCUGAACGGAACAUUCACACGGCACUGUGAUGGAUCCAACCCACAAAUCCUAAGCAUCCUCACAAAAAAGGAGGUCCCCUUCACCUCAACAGCAUUUACUUCUGAGUAAACAACCACAGAGCCACAGGCUGCACAAGAGGUUAAAUAGUCCAUGCAGUGGGAGGAAAUGGAGACUGGAAGAUUUAGCUCAUAGGUCGCAUUGCGUUUUUAAAUACUGAUAUAUUUAAAAUGAUUUUAUCAUAAUUUAAAGAAAGCCUUGUUUUGAUCAUGUGUGAAAUGUUGUUGUUUCUUGUUUUUAAUUUAGGGGAAAAAACCCAUUUGUCAAAGUGUAUAUUUGUCUAAUAAUAAAGCAAGCGAUGACUUCUCAAGCUGGUGUUUUAUAAUGCUUAUGUGCAACCGGAAUGGUGGUGGGGUUUUGGAAACCAUGCCCUAUGAGGAGUGGCUGAAAGAGCAUGGGUCUUCAUAUAUCUUA
Molecule: messenger RNA, 3486 nt
Organism: Zootoca vivipara (common lizard)
Lineage: Eukaryota; Metazoa; Chordata; Lepidosauria; Squamata; Lacertidae
Cellular component (GO): intermediate filament
Molecular function (GO): structural constituent of cytoskeleton
Source: RefSeq, a predicted model, not a curated record